Molecule: messenger RNA, 1443 nt
Organism: Laetiporus sulphureus 93-53
Lineage: Eukaryota; Fungi; Basidiomycota; Agaricomycetes; Polyporales; Laetiporaceae
Product: FLU1-II
Exons: 5
Coding region: 1-1443 (480 amino acids)
Molecular function (GO): glutamine synthetase activity
Source: RefSeq, a predicted model, not a curated record
AUGUCGGCGACAACCGAAGACUACGGCGUUGUGUACAAGCCCACGCCGACGGGCAGCUCAUCGUAUGCAUCUGUCGACGACUUGCCUCUCCAGCGGCUCGGCAUCAAGUUUGUUCGGAUCCAGUGGGUCGACUUGACCAACACCGUUCGCUUUCGCGUGCUCCCUGUCUCAUACUUCAAAAAGCUAUACACGACGCCUCGCCCAGCUGUGGGCCUUGCGCAUGUGACGCUGGGCCUCGUUGGGACCGCAGCCGCAAGGGGGUUCUCAGGCUCGGGUGAACAUCUGUACGUCCCUGACUUGAGCAGCUUCCGAGUGUGUCCCUAUGCGCCAGGACAUGCAGUUGUGAUGGGCUGGUUCCAGGAGAAGAUGCCCUCACCCACGGGCAGCUUUGCAUCCGAGCUCUGUCCGCGCGCCCUUCUCAAAAGGAUCGUCGAUGAUGCUCAGGAAAAGGCAGGACUGUCUUUCUUGGCGGGAUUCGAGUCCGAGUUCAUUCUCCUGUCUGCAACGUCACCCGAACCCGUGGCAGUCAAUAACGCAGGCUGGUCGUGUUCCGCAAAGUCACCCUCAGGCUCGGUUGAAAAUGCGGUGCUGGAAGAGAUAGCGGAGGAUCUGUUGGAAGCUGGAAUUGAGCUGCAGAUGUAUCAUGCGGAGUCUGCCCCCGGACAGUAUGAGGUCGUCACUGGUCCCCUUCCUCCUCUCGAAGCUGCGGAUGCGAUCGUGCAUACUCGCGAAACAAUCCGCAAUGUAGCAAGCAAGCACGGCCUGCGUGCAACAUUCGCGCCAAGACUGCAUUCAGAUGACUGUGGCAGCGGCACACAUUUGCACCUCUCCCUCCAUGGCGGUUCUGCCGACAAGGCAGGAUCCAAACGAUCCGACGCCUCCCUCGCGCCCACGCUGACACCUACGGAACGCUCAUUCGUCCAAUCGCUCCUCACCCACCUCCCAGCACUCUGCGCCCUCACCCUCCCGACCUCCGCGUCCUACGCGCGCGUGCUCGACGGCAUCUGGUCUGGGGGGACGUACGCCUGUUGGGGCACGGACAACAAGGAGGUUCCCGUACGGCUCUGCGGGCCACGCGGCGCGCACCACUUCGAGCUCAAGACCGUCGACGGCACCGCGAGCCCGUACUUGGUCCUUGCAGGCGUGUUGGCGGCGGGCGUGCGUGGUGUACUGGAGGGACACGCGCUGACGAUAGGCGAUUGCCAGGUUCCGGCGGCGGAGAUGAAUCGGGAGCAGAGGGCUGCGGUGGGCCUUGUGAACCCGGGGCGGCUGCCGCGGACGAUUGGGGACGCGCGGAAGUUGCUCGCUGGUGACAGCUAUCUUGGUGAGGCAUUGGGCGCAGUGUUCGUUGAAAGGUACAUCGCUGUAAAUGAGCUCCUUGAGGAAUUUAUGCAAGCGGAUACUGAGGCGGCGACUGUCACUCGUUUGGUGGAGUUUUACUAA